This is a messenger RNA of Xenopus tropicalis (tropical clawed frog), 5816 nucleotides long. It is a transcript of the gene phldb1, whose product is annotated as pleckstrin homology-like domain, family B, member 1. The transcript has 25 exons. The record is from RefSeq and is a predicted model, not a curated record. Lineage: Eukaryota; Metazoa; Chordata; Amphibia; Anura; Pipidae. Bases 622 to 4692 code for a protein of 1356 amino acids.
GAGAAAGGGAGGGGAGAGAAUUGGAAAGGGAGGGCAGGGAGAAAGAAAGGGAUAGAGACCAUUUGACCUGGCACAGGAUAUACAGCCUUAAACGAAAGGAGAGUUUGCCAGGCAAGUAGGCAAAGGGCCAGCUCUCCCCUUCAUUCACCUCCAGCAUUGAACUGGCAUACUAAUUCCUGAACCAGCCCAGAGUUGAGAGGAGGACAGGAGCCGGCACACAUACAAACAAGGAUAUAUAUAUUUACUAGCUGAGAUGUACAUGUAUGUAUACCAGAAUAGAUGCUGAUGAACAAAUCAACACCAGAGCCCUUAUUAAGACAAGCGUGAGUUUUAUGGAGGACUGAAAUUGCAUUAUACACCGAAGAACGAAUGCACAUAGCACAACUGGUAUACUUAAAGGAAGCAGAACUUUACCUACAGUGGGUGAAGGACGUUGCAUCGGCUAGUGAAAAUAGAAGAAAGCUGGUAAAGCUAUAUACCUGGUCAGUUGGUCAAUACGCACUGUUACUCACUGAGGGAUUCCUUACUUGCUGUAAGCUGAAUGACAUAAACUGGCACAUACAGGCAUACAGCUCCUGGUACAUUGGAACUUGCAGUACAGCUUAGCUUAUUUUGGGGUGUAUGGUCUGUCUGGGUCAGUCCACCUUCCUGAGAUUUAACCACCCAGCUGAAGCUCACUGGAUGAAAACCAUGAUUCCUUCCACUGGGAGAAGCCCUGCGCCAGGCUUGUACCCAUCAGAUUCUUCUUCCUCCUUGCUAAAUGGUUCUCGUGAUGCUGCAUACCCGAGAACUGUACCUUCCCAUACCUCACUAGUAAGCUCCAUUGAAAAAAAUCUUCAGGACAUCAUGGACUCGUUGGUUUUAGAAGGGCCUGCACCACUGAGCAGGAAGCUUUCCCAGACCUCACUUAACCAUAUCACCCCUAUGACCAAUGGAGAGAACAGACGGUACUUGCUUUCAUCUCCAACAAGUCCACCUUACUCAAACUCAGGUUAUGACAAUACCUCUCCACUGUCUUCUCCUGGAAGUGGAAGUCUCACUAGCCCCUCUCCGGGUCAAGAUGCAGGAACGCCAACAGCACCCCCUGUGGUGCCACUUCGAACUUCUAGCUUUAGCCAUUCCUUGCCACGACCAGUUCCUACCUAUGGAGGAAGCAACCUUGACUUGCGUUCUAAUCGCAACACAGGUGGUGGGUCUCUGCUUAGUCCUUCAAGCCCAGCAACAGGAAGCAGGAUGGGGGGACUAAGUGUGCCAAGCAGUCCACUCCUAGGUAGUAAGUUUCAUCACCAGAUCACAGACCGCCCAACCAGCCCUUUUAGACAGGUGGUAGGACCAACACGGAGUCUGCCACCAGAGAGUCCAAGACUUGGGCGGAGGAACUUUGAAAGCAUGAGGGACCUGCCUCCACUUAGCCCUUCUCUGCCCCGAAGAAGUUCAUCUAGCUCCAUUAAACCUGCUCCAGACAGCCCAUCUCGAGUUCCAGACAGCCCCAGCACUUUAGGGCGACGUCGGGUGGGAAGUGCUAGCUCUCCUGGCACAGAAAAUAAUGCAAGUACAAGGCAGAUAAGGGAGCGCAGCCCAUCUCCCUCCUCUCUUCAAGAGACCUCUCGUCGACUAACUCCAGCUUAUAGCCUGGGAUCGCUUGGGACCCCUUCACAAAGCCCCAGGGCACAAAGAAAAGGGCCUGUGCUACGGGAGCGCAAGAACAGCAUCAGUGAAAUUUCUGGCAACCAAGAGGAGCUAAUGGACUACCACAGAAGGCAGAGAGAAGAAAGACUUAGAGAGCAGGAAAUGGAAAGGCUGGAGCGGCAGAGACUGGAAACCAUUUUAAACUUGUGUGCCGAAUACAGUAAAACAGAUGAUACAGCUCCCCCAGCUCGCCUAGAUGAAAUAAGGAGCUUCCCCACUUUGGGGGGUACUGAGGAAACCACUGCAUCCCUCUUCACUCGUAGACCUUCUUGGGAGAGCACCAGAAGUACCAACCUGGAGGGAACAGGCAAUAGGGUGAGAGCACAGGGAGAACACAAUGAGGAAGAGACUCAGAGAGAAGAGAACAGCAGUACAGAGAGUACCCAACAUGAGCAGGAAGAUGCUGUAAGCCCAACUGGGGCUGCAGAAUUACUAGCCCUGGAGGAGCAACGCAGGCACACCCUGGGGCAUGUGGAUCAGCUAAAGAAUAGAGUGACUGAAUUGGAGGGUCAGUUGCAGGAAAGUGCAAGGGAGGCAGAGAUGGAACGUGCCCUUUUGCAAGGGGAACGGGAGGCUGAGCUGUCCCAGUUGCAGCAUGAGCAAAGAAUGGUCCAGCAGCUGCAGGACAGCCUGACCUCUUUAGAAAACAACUUGCAGAAGGAGAAAGACAAGGCACGUGAGAAACUGGAGCAGGAGAGGAUGGAGCUGCAGAGUAUUCAGCUUUCUCACCACGACCUGCAGAGGCAGCUCCAUAACUGCCCUGAGGCUCUGCGGGAGCAGGUGCAGUGCCAGCUGACACGGGAGUCUGAACUCCUGGAGACGAAGAUGAAGCUGUUUGAGGAUCUGGAGUUCCAGCAGCUAGAAAAGGAAAGCCGCCUGGAAGAAGAAAGAGAGACCACAAGUCAACAACUUUUACAGAGCAAGGGGGAAUGCCAGCGAAGCAUUGCACGCAGGAAGGAACGCCUGGCUGCUUUGGAGAUGCAAGCCAAUCAGAUUCGCCUCCAGGCAGCACAGGAUGCAGACCAUCUUGGCCAGGAAAGAAGCGCCAUACUUUUACAGCUACACAAGGAGAAAGAGAAGCUGGUUCAGUUGGAGAGAAGAUACCAGGCACUAACAGGACGACGGGGAUUCUCAACUGGAUCAGCUGCUCUCCGAGAGGAUGCUCUUCAAAUCUAUGAGACUAGAGACUGCUUACUCGCUCAAGCUGAUGUUUCUUGCACACCUGCUAUCCCUUCUGCCUGCUCUCACUCCCCUUCCCGGCAGCAAGAGGAAUACCUGUGCCUCUCUGAUGUUCUCCGCUUGUACAGCAGCUCGCCUCUUGUUCCUGCUUUUCCCCUUCUCUCUGCUGCAGAGCCCACCGCCGCCCUUGAGUACAUCACUUUAGAUCAGCUGCAGGAUAUUCUGGAAAGCAUGCCCACAGGUUCUGCUCCAACUGCUGUGGCAAUGGCUGGCACUGAUAUCAACUCUGCCUCUUGUGCUCCUUCACCUGACGACCCUCCUCCUGUACAUCUCUCGUCUUCAUCUUCUUCCUCUCCCUCCAUUUCUCUGGAGGUGAAUUCCCCAACAACAGAAGGUCACUCUGCCCCCCUAGCACCUGAUUUGGAUGCCUAUUACCAAGAUUUAGUAACUGCACCUUCUGCCUCUUCUUCUCCAUCUUCUUCCCCUCCUCCACUCCCUGCUAAAUCCCACUCAUCACGUAAGGCUUUGCAGAUUUCUCGCUCUCGGACAGAAAUUGAGGGUGGAGGCACUCUUCCACGGAUGAAAACAGUCUCCCCCGCUUCUUCUCACUUUUCAGUGGCCACUCUGGGCCGUAGUGUUUCCCCAAAGAAUGCCCAUCUGACUCAGAAUGGCACAGGCAGCCUCUCCAGGGGAUUGGCAGUAACCAUGCAAGACAUUCAAAGCAAGAGACAGCUGGCACUGCAACAAAAAGACAGUCUGAGCACAGAAGAUUCUCUUCCAUCUGAAGUUGAAGGUCAACAAGUGAUAGAGGAGCAGCGCAGACGUCUUGCAGAGUUGAAACAGAGAGCUGCAGUUGAGGCACAAUCUCAGUGGGAAUCUCUCCAUGGAGCCCCUAAUCAAGGGUACACGCCUAUAAUUCACCACUCCAUUCUACACCAUCAGCGGCCUCUCCAUUCUCGUGAAGAUGACCCUACCCAUGGAUUUGACACUCUCAGUCUGGAGAGUUCUGAUAGUUUGGACACUAGUGUUUCUACAGGAAACUCUGCAUGUUCCCCUGAUAACAUGUCAAGUGCUAGUGGGUUAGACAUGCUAAAGAUAGAGGAAAUGGAAAGAAUGCUUCUAGAAGCUCAUGCAGAGCGUGCCAGGCUUGUAGAAUCCAGGGAGCGUGAGGUGGAGGCACGCAGAAAAGCACUAGAAGAUGAGAGGCGAAGGAGAGAGGAGCUGGAAAGGCGUCUUCAAGAUGAGACAGCUCACAGGCAAAGACUAGUAGAGAAGGAGGUCAAGAUGAGGGAGAAGCAUUUUUCACAGGCUCGUCCUCUUACACGCUAUCUGCCAAUCCGGAAGGAAGACUUUGAUCUCCGAGCCCAUGUUGAGUCCUCAGGCCAUGCAGUAGAUGCCUGCCCUCACAUCAUUUUAAGUGAGAAGAUGUGUCGUGGCUUCCUGACAAAAAUGGGUGGAAAGAUAAAAUCAUGGAAGAAGCGCUGGUUUGUUUUUGAUCGCCUGAAACGGACCCUGUCCUAUUAUGUAGAUAAACAUGAGGCAAAGCUGAAAGGAGUUAUAUAUUUCCAGGCCAUAGAAGAGGUUUAUUAUGACCACCUCAGGAGUGCAGCCAAGAAAGGACUUUUUAACCUCAGCCUGGCCACUCAGAUAUCCGAUUUUCUUUCUGUGCCCCUGUGGAAGGAGAGUCCUAACCCAGCUCUAACAUUCUGUGUCAAGACUCACGAUCGCCUGUAUUACAUGGUAGCUCCUUCCCCAGAGGCUAUGCGGAUAUGGAUGGAUGUCAUUGUAACUGGGGCAGAGGGUUACACUCAGUUCAUGAACUAAUACAGGUGGCUUCCAUAUUGCUCAAUGACACUGUUCCUCAGGAACCACAGGGAAACUGAGAUAAUGAAAACUUUUUUCAGUGUUACAGUAAUACACUACCCAUUGCAUUCUGCUAUUGGCCAAAGAAUUGGCACAAAGCCUAUAGCAGUGCAAAGAUCUUAAAUACACCUGGAAACAAUGAUGGUGCAACUGUGCCUUGCUACUCGCAGGCACAGUUUAAACAGUACUGUUAUCACAUAUACUGGCUUAGAAAGUAUUACAUUUUUUAUACCUUUUUUUUGUUUUUGUUUUUUUUACUUGUUUUUCUGGUGCCAUUGUGCUCUGCAGUCUAUAUUUUUAAAGACAAGCUGGUUGUGCAAUAAAGCUAUACCAGUUACAGAAACUGCUCUCUCUCUAUAUAUAUCUAUAUAUAUAUAUGUUUUUGUUAUUUUUUAAAUGCUUUUAUUAAUGCCUUAUUGUGGUAUCUCACACGUGGUGGAGAUAGUGUUGCCUUGCCCAUAUUAUCCCUUCUGCUGUGGGCAACCACAUUUUGUUAACCCAAAUACCGCCUGUGCCUUUGUAAUGUGAGGCAACAUUAAAUGAUGCUUUAUUCUUUUAUCUGUCCUAAGCCUUUGGUUUGGUUUUCCACAGAGGGGGCUGUCAUAUUCCACUUUCAACAUAAACGGAAGAUAAGUUUAAGAACAUAUGAAAAGUUUACAUCCAAACUGACAAUUCUAGGAGACUGUUUUUAUCUGGUUUUUAUCCUUGGGGUUAUGUUUUCUGUACAUUGCUCGCCUUGUGUGUAUUAUAACAUACAUAUUAUAUGUAGGACUUGUUUUUUCAGUAUGUUUUUGUAAUUAUCACAGAAUUUGGUCGCACCUAGUGAAAGUUUUGUAAGAUAAAUCUAAGAAGAGUUCUGUCACCCUUUUAUUAUCAAUAUUCAAAAAAUUGUACUUGGCAGAAAAUCACAGUAUUCUCAUUAAACCUAUAUAUACAUGUAAAUACAUAUAUUAUGAGGCAGGGGAAUAAUAUAUUAUGACUGGUAGUACCGAAUGAAAUGAUUAAAGGCAUUAUAAUGACAUUUAGUCAGGGAUGGUAAUGGUUAAAACAAGCUGGACUUCAAUAAAAGACCAUACAUUUAAAAA